Molecule: messenger RNA, 1499 nt
Organism: Phoenix dactylifera (date palm)
Lineage: Eukaryota; Viridiplantae; Streptophyta; Magnoliopsida; Arecales; Arecaceae
Product: zinc knuckle (CCHC-type) family protein
Molecular function (GO): zinc ion binding; nucleic acid binding
Source: RefSeq, a predicted model, not a curated record
CUUUUGCCAUCUCCGACCCUGUUCGCCUCACAAAAACUUUCUCCCUUCUAUUAUCUUGGAUUUAAAAAAUAAAAAACAAAAAAAUCUCACGCCUCGGCUCUCUUCUUCUUCUUCUUCCCACCCUUCGUCGGAUGUUCUCGAUCUACUCCUCCCCUCGGUUCUCUCUGCCUCUCGGGAGAUGGAGGAGCGGGAGACUCCGAACGGCUCUCCAACCCGUUCCAAGGAUCCACGUCGCUCCGCGGGCCAUCCCAUUCUCCAUGAACGAAAACUCGGUUCCGGCACCCAAAAACCCUCUCGAUUACGAUCCUUCGAGGGAGCUCCUAGGUCUCGAUGUCGACCCGCAAGGAAAGAAUGCUAAUCCUGAUGCACCAAAAUUAAGGUCUUGGUUUGGUCCAAAUGGCCAAUACAUCAGGGAGCUACCUUGUCCAAGUUGCAGGGGCAGGGGUUAUACACCCUGUGCUGAGUGUGGAAUUGAGAGAUCGAGAUCUGACUGUUCCCAGUGUAAUGGGAAGGGUAUUAGAACUUGUUGGCAGUGCUUGGGAGAUUGUGUAAUAUGGGAAGAGUCAAUUGAUGAGCGACUAUGGGAGAAAGCUCGAUCUAGCUCUCCUCUAAAGGUGAAGGAAGAUGAUGAAGUUGACAAUCUGGAUAUAAAGGUUGAUGUUUCAAGAAAAUCAAAACGUGUAUACCAGUCACCAUCUCCUGAAGUUAGCUUAAAGAUCAGCAGAUCACUGAGAAGUCUCAAUGCCAGAACGGGAUUGUUUAGUAAGCGUAUGAAGAUUAUACACAGAGAUCCUAUGCUACAUGCUCAGAGAGUAGCUGCAAUCAAGAAAGCAAAAGGGACUGCUGAAGCAAGGUUUCAGGCUUCUGAAGCUAUGAAAGCUUUUUUUCGUGAUCCAGAGAAUCGCAUUAAGAGAAGCAUAGCCAUGAAAGGAGUGAAAUUUUAUUGCCGCAACUGUGGGGAGGAAGGACACAGAGGACAUUACUGUCCAACACUCAGGCAAAACUCAGGUAAGUUGCAGUUCCGAUGUCGCUUAUGUGGGGAAAAGGGACACAACCGUCGGACGUGUGGAAAAUCCAAACUAGCAAGAGAACCAAAGAGUAGAAACCAGAGAAUCUCCCGUCGGUGCACAUUAUGUGGCCAACACGGCCAUAAUCGUGGAACAUGUCCUAAAUCGACCGAAACAGAAGCAGCCGUUUCAAACACCCAAGAAGGCACACAGGUUUCUUCUAGUAAAAGAACAUAUAUUUGUAGUUUCUGUUUAGAAAGGGGGCAUAAUAAAAGAACAUGUCCUACGAGAGAUUCUAUUUGAGACAUGAUUAUUUGUAAUUUUGCAGUUUGAAAUGACUUUUGGCAUGCCAUGGUCUGCUCACCAUGAAAAAGCUUUGAGAUAUGUGUGUGUGUGUGUGUGUGUAUAUAUAUAUAUAGAGAGAGAGAGAGGAAUUUUCCCAUUGAUUUUCAGUAUUCAUCCUAUUUAAUAGUCCUUACAAUUUUUUUCUAA